CUAUGCUAUUUACACCCUUUCAGCGUGUCGGUGCGGGCGGGAGCCUUUUGUUCUUUCCCUGUACCGAGCUUGAGAUGUGCACUGUGGGGCCGCCUGGGCCCGCGGAGCCUCGCGUAACCUCGCGUAACGCGGGGUGGGCGAGGAGUGGGGCCUGGUCGCCGCUGGAGGCGGGCGGGCGGGCGCGCGCUAGAUUCUUUGGAUUGCGGGCGUUGCGGACAAAUAAACGACGCGGGCGGUCGCGCCGUGCCGGCCGAGCUCUGGCUGCUGGGGGGCGGGCGGAGGGGCGAGGAGCGGCGAUGGAGCCCGGCGGCUGCGAGGCCGGGCCCGCGGUGAAGGCGGUGGCGGCGGUGCUACCCGCGGGCGGGAGCGGUGAGCGCCUGGGCGGUGCCACCCCCAAGCAGUUCUGCACCGUGCAGGGGAGGCCGCUCGUCAGCUACACAGUGCGGGCCGUGGAGAGGGUGAGCUGGAUAUCUGACAUUAUUGUGGUGGUCUCUCCUGAAAAUAUUGAAACAAUGAAGUCUAUCAUUGAAAAAUAUGGCCACAAAAAAGUUACUGUUACAGAAGGAGGAACAACUCGUCACCGAUCAAUUUUCAAUGGACUGAAAUUAUUUUCAGAGAAUGAAUUUUCGAACCAUCUGCUCCAGAAACCAGAAGUAGUGAUUAUCCAUGAUGCUGUGAGACCAUUUGUUGAAGAAGAUAUUCUUCUAAAAGUGGUGAUGGCUGCUAAAGAACACGGGGCAGCAGGAGCAAUUCGUCCUCUAGUUUCUACUGUUAUUGCCUCUGCUGCAGAUGGAUGUUUAGACCACUCAUUGGAACGUGCCAAGUACAGAGCAAGUGAAAUGCCUCAGGCUUUUUUAUUUGACAUAAUCUAUCAAGCAUACCAACAGUGCACAGAUUAUGAUCUGGAUUAUGGAACAGAAUGUUUGCAUCUGGCUCUGAAAUACUGUAAAACAAAUGCUAAGCUUGUUGAAGGAACAGCUGACCUUUGGAAGGUGACCUACAAGAGGGAUCUGUAUGCAGCUGAAUCAAUUAUUAAGGACAGCUUAUCACAACAAAUUUGUAUUAUUACUGAUGUGAAGGAAGCUGUUGUGCGAGUAGGUUUUCUCCUUCAUGAAUCACUAAGAAGCCAAAUAAAAGUUGAAACUAUAUCGAUUUCUCUAAGCAAACGAGAUAACCAUCUACAGAACAUCUUUUUGGGACAGUGCUACAAUUUUGUUUGCAUAAAUGAUAAAAAGUAUGCCACUGAAGAAAUCCAGCAGCUAGUGGAUAUGUUAGAAGAAUCAAAUAUUCCUCUCUUACAUCCAGUUGUUCUUAUUUCAGUUCACUUGAGUACUUCAGAAAAUACUUCUUUCAGCAUUGAUUUGGAAGAACUAACUAGAAUGAAGAAAUUUGCAAGGGAAAUGAAAAGGAAAAAUAUUUUGGUUUAUGGACUCCUUAUCCAACAUAAGGACUAUUCCCCACUUCAGGAGACAGUAAAUUCGGCUGCUGCUCUUACCAUGGCACUAAUAAAGGACAGGAACCCUGAGCUGACUGGCCAGCUUUUGGUAGCAUAAGGUCAUAAAUCAUUUGUAGCUUUUGGAAGUGUUUCUUUGUCACCAUUCAUUCACCAAAGGUCUUGAAUCAUUUAAUUUUUGAUGAAAACUCUGGAUUUAUGACAUUUGUUAUUAAGCUCUUCUAACAACGUAUUUUUGAUACCUAAAAUGCAAGUCUGAUAUUAUGUGGAAAGUGUAAAAUGAAAGUAAUUCUGAAAUACACUGGAUAUGUGCUUUGAAGAAAGAUGCCAAAACAUUUUUUCUGAGGUACUGCUCAUUUAACAGUGUUCACAGAGGACAUCAAAAUAUUCAGUCUUCACAUAGAACUGUCUUUAACCCAUGCAUGUGUGUUAUUUUGCAUUAAUGAAUUAAUCCUAAAACACAGCUUUAGUUCUUUAGAUGAAAUUAUUUAACAUUUGUUGCUAUAAGUAUUAAUGAAUAUUUAAUAUACCGUAUGGCCUUACAUCAGUGGAAAUGCACAUUGCAAAAAGUGUUUGUUAGGUCAGCUCUCUGUCCUCCAUGGUAUAAAGGGUAACCUUGGCACAUGAAGAAAGAUGUGCAUGGGAACACUGAGGUGCUAUAGCCUGGUUUUCUAGAUCAGGUGUUCUCUGGCUGCAGCACUCCUUAGUACUAAAACUACUUCCAGUACCCAUGUGCCAUCAUUCAGAACUAGCUCCAAUAGCUUUUCUGAGUACAGUAUUAUCCACACUAGAAGUGUCCAGGGAGCCUCCCCUUCCAUCUGUCCUAAGUCCAUCCAGUCUCCCUCUGACAUCAGAUAGGUCAGCUACUUGCUUACUGCUGUGCUUUCGUGAGUACAGUCUCUUAUAUCUAGGCACAAGGAAACUGUAAAGAAUUCGCAAUAUCCUCGUGGAUCCUAAAUGUAGAACAUAAUUUAGUCAGGAAAAGGAAAUGGGUUGGUCCAGUGGAGAGUGUCAAUCUGGGUGGCAUUCAGGAUCAAUCGUUCCCUUGUUAGGUAAACCUUUGAAAAUCCAUCUCAAAUAAGAUUUCUGAUUCAACUCAGGAAUUUGGCUCUACAUUAUCCAGCAAUGGAUGUAGCUCAGCUAUUCAAGAGGAUAGAGGGAGAAAAGCUCUGAUUGUCGUUCAACAACAGAGAUUGCCAAUGCCAGCACUGAAAGAGAUCCCAGCACUCCCACCAGGUUCCAGUCCCUCUGGUGUACGGACAAAACUGUGAGGAUAGAAUGAGAUUUGAACUCUGUCCCUCCCCUUUUCCCCAGAUCUCUAAAUAACUGCCUAAAAAUGGUUUACUAGUAUCUGCUGAGACACCUCCCUCUUAAAUUACUUUUAGAAGCUGAUGUUGAUCCAAAACUUUCUUCAUUAUAGUAGUUGCAGCUGACUGUUCUGUAUCCAAAGCAUACAUUUUUUUCUGCUAACACGGUUCUUAUCAUCUACUUCCUUCUUUGAUUUUCUCCUAUCUAAUUUGGUUAAUAAUUUGUCCUUUUCUGACAUUGUACAAUGUGGGCAUUUAUAUUAGUUCAGUUUGUGGCCAAUAAGACGUGUUUUAUUCAUGUAUAUAUUCAUGCCUGUUCAUAUGCAGAGUAGUCAGAUAAACUCAGAGGAAAUAUUUUAUUAUUAGUAUCCAUAAUUUAACAGGACAACUUUCAAAAAUAAGUUUUCUGAAUUCACUUUUACAGUAAUGAAUUUUAUGAAGGAAUUUGUUUCACAGGCUUCUAAAGACAUGAUAGAAGAUGUUUCUUUGACCAUAUUUUUUUAAUUCUUUGCUUUAAGACUUAACUACAAUCUGUGAUGUAUUUUCCCCACAUUAUAAUAAGCAAGUAAAUUUUAAAAAAGCCCUUUAUGUUUUCCAUCCACUCUAAUGUACACAUUGAGAUAAAUUCUUAGCACUGGAUUUUGGGUAAAUUGUCAUUUGCUUAAACAGAACCUUUUAUUUUGUUGUAUUGUUUUACUUAUUAUCUUAAAAUGAUUUAAAUCCAAUUUAAAAUGCCAUUGCAAUGAAGUGCUGGAAAGAAAAAUGGUAUAGUGAUUGUUUAUGAACUUCUUGUGAAAAGAGAACAACUGAUGCCCAUUAAGAAGUGCAUUUCAGGUCCUCGAACAUAUUUAGUACUAAACUCAUUGAAAGAUUUAUUAAUGUACUGUUAAUCAUCACAUUACAGAUCAUUUUAAAUGAUCUACAAUCACUGAAAAAUUCAAUCUGCAGGAAGCCAAACACUACCAGCAGAACAACUAGAACACAUCACCAGAUAGUAGGGCAGCAGUAAAAAGAAAAGAAAAGAAACUGGACUGUGAGUAAUGCUAUUGUAUAUCCAAACCAAAGUUAAAUGCUGUCUUAGAUGAUUGCUAGUACUUACAAUGGGAAUAAAGAUAUAAAAUGAAAUUAAGAAACUGAUUGAUUGGUU
This is a messenger RNA of Lagopus muta (rock ptarmigan), 3907 nucleotides long. RefSeq names its product CDP-L-ribitol pyrophosphorylase A (gene CRPPA). Bases 3 to 1553 code for a protein of 516 amino acids. The transcript has 10 exons. Lineage: Eukaryota; Metazoa; Chordata; Aves; Galliformes; Phasianidae. The record is from RefSeq and is a predicted model, not a curated record. Gene Ontology annotation, cellular component: cytosol. Gene Ontology annotation, biological process: isoprenoid biosynthetic process; protein O-linked glycosylation via mannose. Gene Ontology annotation, molecular function: D-ribitol-5-phosphate cytidylyltransferase activity.